Molecule: messenger RNA, 2242 nt
Organism: Mizuhopecten yessoensis (Yesso scallop)
Lineage: Eukaryota; Metazoa; Mollusca; Bivalvia; Pectinida; Pectinidae
Product: prostaglandin E2 receptor EP4 subtype-like
Exons: 4
Coding region: 651-2126 (491 amino acids)
Biological process (GO): adenylate cyclase-activating G protein-coupled receptor signaling pathway; inflammatory response; positive regulation of cytosolic calcium ion concentration
Cellular component (GO): plasma membrane
Molecular function (GO): prostaglandin E receptor activity
Source: RefSeq, a predicted model, not a curated record
GGAACUCUGCCGAGGUACAAAACCACACGGACGUCUUGUGGCGAUGGACUGCAGAAAAGCUGUCGCACUAGGUGUACCUCUUUGUAGUUAAACCUCUCCAUAGUCUAGUCCUGUCAUUCAUCAUUUUCAUUAUACGCUGACUAGAUAACAAAAUAAGACGACUGGGUUAUUCAGGACUGCGACCGGCCAUCCUCAUUAUGAUUAGAGUCUGAGAUUUCAAAUUAUACGUGAUUGUCUUUGUUGCCUGUGACGGCUGUAGAGAGGCACAGAGCGGCGGACAGCCUCAGUAGCAGUACGCGUUGAUCCAAUCAGUGGAAUUGUAACAGACUACAGGUGCAGAAAAUGACGUAUUGGAUAUUUAAAUCUAGAUGCAUCACAUGACCAGGGAAGCUAAAAGUGAUUGAAGGCUGUACCUCAGAACGCCAUGGACUCUACAGUUCUGUUUUGGAUCGUUUAGUUAAAACCAGAGUGUUGAUUUUCUUAUUUGCGAUUUCCUCACGCCAUUGGGCGCAGUAUUGACCACACCGUAUUGCCCAAGCUUUAUGGGGAGAUAUGUCUCAUAGGACAUGCCGAACGACAAUCAUUAAUAGUGAGAUUAUUUCACCUUUGAUGCAAAUCGUGUUAGGAAAUUUCCUCUACUGGGAAUUCUUAUGAAUAUCAUGGAUUGGUCAACUAGAACGAGCGAUGGUGGCUCCCCCGCCGCACGGAGCGACGUGUAUGAUAGCUCUACGCUGCCGUAUCUAUCCCUGUAUAGUAGCAGCAGCAUUAAGUUUCAGGACAGUCAGAGUAUAAGUUUGGCUUCGUAUGUAAACAUGGGUAAUUUCAGCGCGAAAAAAACUUUCCUAGCGUCCUACGAUACCGUGGACGAUAACAUCACAAACUCAUCCUUUGAUGCUGAUGCAUUUCAACUAAAAAAGAACAACUCUGUGAUGAGUGCUGGCAUUAUGUUCGGUACGGGUGUUAUAGGUAAUCUAUUGGCCAUUUUUGUGUUACUACGGUCAGGACCGGAACAAAGGAGAACCAUAUUCUACAGACUCGUCGCUGGACUCACAAUCACAGACCUCAUAGGAACCACGCUAGUCUCUCCAGUCGUCAUAACGGUUUAUUUAAACGAUUUCAAAUGGAAGGGAGGACAGAUGAUGUGUAGUUAUUUUGGAUAUUCUAUGGCAUUCGCUGCUUACGCUACCAUGACGAUUGUGUGCGCAAUGUCCAUAGAAAGGGUCAUCUGUAUCAAGCAUCCAUUUUUGUAUCAAAGUCGUUUGUCAAAGAAACACGCCACAAUUUUUUUGUCGUGUUGUUGGAUAUUCGCAGCGACCAUAGCAGCCCUUCCCCUGGUCGGGUUCGGCGAGUUUGUCCUGCACUACCCGUAUACGUGGUGUUUCUUUGACUAUUAUACCCCAAUGCCCAUCCAUAAGGGGUUCAACUGUCUGUUCGCGGGCCUGGCACUCCUCAUCAUAUCUACGACUUUUAUGUGUAAUAUGACCGUCAUGUAUACAUUACUUAGCAGCUGGAGAAAGAAAAAGAUAUUAAAUGGAAAUUCUAGGAAGUACAAUGGAUACAAUAAAAGGUUUGCCGAGUUGCAGAUGCUGGUUCUUCUGGUAGGAAUUACGGCAGUGUUCAGCACCUGUUAUACACCGCUAAUGGUGCGCAUACUAAUAAACCAGACGGGUGUGGAACCGGACUUAAAAACAGAUUUACUUAUGAUCCGGUUUGCGUCCUUGAACCAGAUCCUCGAUCCCUGGGUCUACAUCCUCUUGCGGAGAGAAGUCGUUUGGAAGGUCAUUCAGGGAAUGAAGUUUUUGUUCGGAAUUAAGGAGAAGGAGCCGGACUAUGAACUGACCAUACAGAAGGCCAAUCUAAUGAACGAUGGUGAGAGCCAGUCCUGUUGUAGAUUUUGUCUGCACUGCAUGUGUGAUCCGCCAAUGAAAAGACCCCGGUCCGAGUCUCUCUUUUCUACAAGUGAAUAUGAGUUACGAAGAUCUACUAUUGUUCGAACUUCUCCUAUGCAGAGUAAAAUGGAGGGCCUAAGACAUGACUCUCGGAUAGCUCGCUUCGGCUCCGAAAAGGAGCUCAAUCAGUUACUCACAGCCCUCAAAAACCAAAAUCAAAACCAAAGUAAACGAUAGCAAUCUAGUCAAAUAGUCUAAUGCUUGUAUAGUAAACCGACCAAUUUUUGUUACUUGUUACAUCUGUCUCAUGUUCCUUUUGUGUGUGACCAAUAAAUCUAUUUUGCUGUCGUCAA